AUGAAGCUGCAUAAUUGUAUGUUAAUUCUCUCUGCAUUACAGCAUUCUGAGGGGAAAUAUACCAUGAAGUUCAUUCACCCUACAGCAUACAUGCCUUCAGAGAGCUCUGGGUUUUGCGUUUUACACCACGAACAUUCCAGUCCAUGUCUUUGGUGGACAUCCCGUGUUUCUGCUAGGUUUGGGAAAAGGGUUUGGCUUGAAGUACCGGAUUUCCAAAAUCUAGCAAUUGGCAAUGCCAGCAGCAGCACAGACUUCCUGCUGUUUACAUUCAUGCCAACACAUGCUUUCCCUUUGCUGUUCACGCUAACCAUUUCAGGGGUGGGUAGGAGGACCACAUGA
Pipistrellus nathusii (Nathusius's pipistrelle) is the source of this 339-nucleotide messenger RNA. The record is from the annotation of a GenBank genome assembly. Lineage: Eukaryota; Metazoa; Chordata; Mammalia; Chiroptera; Vespertilionidae.